Molecule: messenger RNA, 1074 nt
Organism: Leptidea sinapis
Lineage: Eukaryota; Metazoa; Arthropoda; Insecta; Lepidoptera; Pieridae
Product: kinesin-like protein KIF16B
Exons: 11
Coding region: 1-1074 (357 amino acids)
Biological process (GO): microtubule-based movement
Cellular component (GO): kinesin complex; microtubule
Molecular function (GO): ATP binding; microtubule motor activity; ATP hydrolysis activity
Source: RefSeq, a predicted model, not a curated record
AUGUCUAACAUAAAGUUGGGUAUUCGUGUACGACCAUUUACAGAUAAGGAAUUAAAAGGAACGAAGGAACCAACUUCGGUGAUUAAAAUAGUUGACGAAAACACAGUUUCGUUGACAAACUUCAAGGUGAGCUUGUCUGGAGCCGGAGACAGUAGGCAGCGGGUGCGCAGAUAUCAUGCACACUACACGUUCGAUAGCUCUGGUCCACCCCACCAUCCAUCGUACGCUUCACAACAAAAGGUAUUUGAUACAAUUGGCCGCGAGGUUCUCCAUUCCGUGCUAAAUGGCUUGUCGGCUUGCGUUUUGGCCUACGGACAAAGUGCGACUGGUAAGACAUUCACGAUGAUGGGAACCGAAACAAAUCCGGGCUUGAUUCCGCAGCUAUGUUUAGCAUUCUCUGAAAUGAAACCUUUGGAUAUUAAAGUAAGCUAUUUGGAAAUAUACAACGAGAAGGUACAUGAUCUCUUAUCCCCUGAGGAUUUACGCGUCAGGGAACAUCCAACUCAAGGCCCGUAUGUACAAAGUGAUGAAAAGGCUGGCGCGGAACGGUACGGAGAGUGUCGUCUCAAAGAAGGUGCUAACAUUAAUAAGUCGUUGGUCGCGUUCAGCAAUGUUGUAUCAGCUCUAGUGAACAACAACGGGCGCAGAAAUAGAUUUGUCCCGUAUCGUGAUUCGGUGCUGACUUGGCUACUCAGAGACUGUUUCACUGGCGGAGCAAACACAUUUGUCAUAGCUACUGUCUCACCAAGUGAGGUCUGUUAUAGUGAAACAGCUUCAACGCUUCGCUGGGCAGCAAGCGCCUUAAAAUUACCCAACAAACCGUAUAUACCCACAAGUGCUGAUACAAAAGCUGCUAUACAAAUACAGUAUAACCGAGCGGACAUCAUUGCAUCAGUCACUGAAAGAUUAUAUAGUAAAUUAAAAAGAAAAGAAGAUACAAGCUAUAAAAUAGAGAAUGCAGUUGAAAAAAAAAUUGUUCAGCCUCUAAAUGAGUUAAAAAUUUGUACAAAUGCAAGGCAACGGUUGAUGGAGAUAAGUCAAAAGGCUCUCAGAAAUAAGAGAAAAAUAGUUUAA